This is a messenger RNA of Odobenus rosmarus divergens (Pacific walrus), 1106 nucleotides long. It is a transcript of the gene SEPTIN2, whose product is annotated as septin 2. Gene Ontology annotation, cellular component: septin ring; synaptic vesicle; cell division site. The record is from RefSeq and is a predicted model, not a curated record. The coding region runs from base 16 to 1101 and encodes 361 amino acids. NCBI's taxonomy places the organism in Eukaryota, Metazoa, Chordata, Mammalia, Carnivora, Odobenidae. Gene Ontology annotation, molecular function: GTP binding; GTPase activity; molecular adaptor activity. The transcript has 11 exons. Gene Ontology annotation, biological process: regulation of exocytosis; cytoskeleton-dependent cytokinesis; cilium assembly.
AAAACUUCACUGAAGAUGUCUAAGCAACAACCAACUCAGUUUAUAAAUCCAGAAACUCCUGGCUAUGUUGGAUUUGCAAAUCUUCCCAAUCAAGUUCACCGAAAAUCAGUGAAAAAAGGUUUUGAGUUCACACUAAUGGUGGUCGGUGAAUCGGGGCUAGGAAAAUCAACUCUCAUAAACAGCCUGUUCCUGACUGAUCUCUACCCAGAAAGAAUCAUACCCGGAGCUGCAGAGAAAAUUGAAAGAACUGUCCAGAUUGAGGCUUCGACUGUGGAGAUUGAGGAGCGAGGGGUCAAGCUGCGCCUGACAGUGGUGGACACACCUGGCUAUGGGGACGCCAUCAACUGCAGGGAUUGUUUUAAGACCAUCAUCUCCUACAUCGAUGAGCAGUUUGAACGGUACCUGCAUGACGAGAGUGGUUUGAACAGGCGGCACAUCAUCGAUAACAGGGUGCACUGCUGCUUUUACUUUAUCUCACCCUUUGGACAUGGACUCAAGCCUUUAGACGUCGCAUUUAUGAAAGCGAUACACAAUAAGGUGAACAUUGUGCCUGUCAUUGCCAAAGCCGACACCCUCACCCUGAAGGAACGGGAGCGCUUGAAGAAAAGGAUUCUGGAUGAGAUUGAAGAACAUAGCAUCAAAAUCUAUCACUUACCUGAUGCAGAAUCAGAUGAAGAUGAGGACUUUAAAGAGCAGACUAGACUUCUCAAGGCCAGUAUCCCGUUCUCUGUGGUUGGGUCCAAUCAGUUGAUUGAAGCCAAGGGCAAGAAGGUCAGAGGCCGCCUCUACCCAUGGGGCGUUGUGGAGGUGGAGAACCCGGAGCACAAUGACUUUCUGAAGCUGCGGACGAUGCUCAUCACCCACAUGCAGGAUCUCCAGGAGGUGACCCAGGACCUUCACUAUGAAAACUUCCGUUCCGAGAGGCUCAAAAGAGGCGGCAGAAAAGUGGAAAACGAUGACAUGAAUAAAGACCAGAUCCUGUUGGAGAAGGAAGCAGAGCUUCGCCGCAUGCAGGAGAUGAUCGCAAGGAUGCAGGCGCAGAUGCAGCUGCAGAUGCAGGGUGGGGACGGCGAUGGUGGGGUCCACGGGCACCACGUGUAAGGUAA